GAGCUGCAGCAAUUUGUGUGCGCUCUGAACUGGAUGAGGACAUCACUUCCGUCGUUUAAAAAACUGGUUGACCCGCUGGUGAAAAUGAUGGAGGCAGUCUACGAGCGCACAGGGGGCCGUAAGAAAACGCAAAUGCGCGCGGUUAAACUGGCUGAUGUGGGGUGGGGUGAAGCGGAGGUCGCUUGCCCGGAGCGUUGCAAACUCGCACUGAAGAAUGCACUUCAGCUGGCACAUCCGGAGCCAGCCAAGUUGCUCACCGUGCACACUGAUGCCAGCGACGAGCACUGGGGGGCGGCAACCACUCAGAUUCCCCGUGACCAUGCAACACGGGCAAUUAGCGAACAAGAGCACGAGCCGUUGAUGAUGCUCAGUGGAUCAUUCUUAGGAGCAGCGCGAAGGUGGGCCAUAGUCGAAAAG
Molecule: messenger RNA, 417 nt
Organism: Phytophthora sojae
Lineage: Eukaryota; Oomycota; Peronosporomycetes; Peronosporales; Peronosporaceae
Exons: 1
Source: RefSeq, a predicted model, not a curated record